Molecule: messenger RNA, 3703 nt
Organism: Lottia gigantea (owl limpet)
Lineage: Eukaryota; Metazoa; Mollusca; Gastropoda; Lottiidae
Exons: 6
Source: RefSeq, a predicted model, not a curated record
AUGAGGCAUAUGGCUGAUGCUGAAGCUGAAGCUGAUUCUACAGCUGCUAGUACGGCUGUCGAUGAAACUCAAACAGAUUCUUCCGAUACGAGUCAUAUGGUUGAAGAUGGUAGUCAUACGCAAGCCUACCAUACUACUCCUGCUGGUGUUGAUGCUGGAGCUGAUUCUACAGCUGCCAGUACGGCUGCCGAUGAAACUCCAACAGAUUCUUCCGAUACGAGUCAUAUGGUUGAAGAUGGUAGUCAUACGCAAGCCGACCAUACUACUCCUGCUAGUGUUGAUGCUGAAGCUGAUUCUACAGAUGCUAGUGCGGCUGCCGGUGGAACUCGAACAGAUUCUUCCGAUACGAGUCAUGUGGUUGGAGAUGGUAGUCAUACGCAAGCCGACCAUACUACUCCUGCUAGUGUUGAUGCUGAAGCUGAAGCUGAUUCUACAGAUGCUAGUGCGGCUGCCGGUGAAACUCGAACAGAUUCUUCCGAUACAAGUCAUGUGGUUGGAGAUGGUAGUCAUACGCAAGCCGACCAUACUACUCCUGCUAGUGUUGAUGCUGAAGCUGAAGCUGAUUCUACAGAUGCUAGUGCGGCUGCCGAUGAAACUCAAACAGAUUCUUCCGAUACGAGUCAUGUGGUUGGAGAUGGUAGUGAUGCACAAGCAAACCAUACUUCUCCUGCUAGUGUUGAUGCUGAAGCUGAAGCUGAUUCUACAGAUGCUAGUGCGGCUGCCGGUGAAACUCGAACAGAUUCUUCCGAUACGAGGCAUGUGGUUGGAGAUGGUAGUCAUACGCAAGCCGACCAUACUACUCCUGCUAGUGUUGAUGCUGAUGCUGAAGCUGAUUCUACAGCUGCCGAUGAAACUCAAACAGAUUCUUCCGAUACGAGGCAUAUGGUUGAAGAUGGUAGUCAUACGCAAGCCGACCACACUACUGCCGAAGCCGACCCUGUCGAUACUGGUGCCGAUAAUCCCCCUAUUCCAAAUGGAACUACUACCCCAGUUGCUGGAGGCUUUACAGAAGCCUCAACCGAAAUUUCAUAUACUAUGAUCAUUUCCGCCGCCUCUACAGUUGGCGUUGUUGGUCUGUCUACCGCAGGGCUUGUGUACAGGUUUCAUAAAACAAUAUUCAGUAAACUGGGCAUAUUUGAAGGCGCUAAUGCAGCAAAUAAAGUUGAGAGGAUAAUAUUGAUAUGGACCGUGUUCCUAUUCCACCUAUUGAACAUUGCGUCUUCAGGCUGUGUAAGAUCAAGGACGUGGAAAAUUUCCACGAUUACGGCUGAUUCCACUGGCGAGUAUUUUUCAUCACCUUAUUUCCCUGGUUACAAAAAAUCAUAUUCAUGGAGCUUAAAUUUCAGAUGGCGGAUUCGAACAGCCGAUACCGAUCACUUAUUGGUGGUGGAAUUUAUUGAAACUUCCAUUUUCAGUUCUCCAUAUUGUGACAGGAGUGCUGUGAGUGUCUAUGAUGGUCCGUCGAUUUUUAGUUCUCUACUCAUGAGUUCAUGUGGUCCAAAAACACCGUCGCCCAUAGUCAGCACUGGCAAUACCAUGUUUGUCCGCUUUAGAACUUAUGGUUGGUUAAGGUACCAAGGAAUUCUUGCCAAAGUCUAUCAGAUACCUCGACCCACUACUACGCCUUUUUUUACUACCACAUCUCCUGCUGCUGGCCCUACAACUCCUGCUACUGGAACUGUGGAUAUUGAAAUUGGAACUAAAGCCCCUGGUAAUAGAACUGUAGAGGCUGCAACUGCAACGUCUGGUAUUGAAAAAGCUGCUGAUGCCAAAACAACUGCUACUAGACCUACAACACCUGCAACUUUUGCCUCUGGUUCUGCAACUACAACUACUGCUACGGUAAAUGCAACUGUUGCUACUGCAACUAAAACUUCUCUAACAAGAAUUGUAGGAUUUGCAUCUGCAACUACCACUACUACCUCUGAUACUGCAAGUUCUACCCUUGCUACCGGAACUGUAGCUGCAAUUCCUCCCACUACAACUCCUGCUACAGCAAUAGCUUCUGUUGCUAUUACAACUGCUGCCACUACAUCUAUUACAACUCCUGUUACGCCAUCUACAACUUUUGCAACUACUACUACUAGCUCUGGUAGUGCAACUACUACCCCUGGAACUGUAACUGCAAUUCCUCCUUCUACAACUACGGGAACUGCAACUGUUGCCACUGCAACUAACACUGCUCGAACAAGAAUUAUAGGAUUUUCAACUGCAACUACUACUACCUCUGAUACUCCAGCUGCAAUUCCUGCUACUACAGCUCCUCCCGCAACUACAUCUACAACUCCUGUUACUGCAGCUGUUGCCAGUGCAACAACUACCCCUGCUAAGGGAACUGCAGCUGUUGCCACUGCAACUACAACUCCUGCUACUGGAACUGCAACUGUUGCCACUGCAACUACAACUCCUGCUGCUGGAACUGCAACUGUUGCCACUGCAACUAGAACUCCUGCUACUGGAACUGCAGCUGUUGCCACUACACAACUCCUGCUACUGGAACUGCAACUUGCAACUACAACUCCUGCUACUCGAACUGCAGCUACAACUCCUGCUGCUGGAACUGCAACUGUUGCCACUGCAACUACAACUCCUGCUACUGGAACUGCAACUGUUGCCACUGCAACUACAACUCCUGCUACUGGAACUGCAACUGUUGCCACUGCAACUACAACUCCUGCUACUCGAACUGCAACUGUUGCCAGUGCAGCUACAACUCCUGCUACUCGAACUGCAGCUGUUGCCACUGCAACUACAACUCCUGCUACUGGAACUGCAACUGUUGCCAGUGCAGCUACAACUCCUGCUACUGAAACUGCAGCUGUUGCCAGUGCAACUACAACUCCUGCUACUCGAACUGCAAUUGUUGCCACUGCAACUACAACUCCUGCUGCAAGAACUGCCACUAUUGCAACUGCAGACUCCGGUACUACGACAACUGCCAAUGCUACUAGAACUAUUGUUACAAUUCCCCCUACUACAACUACUGGAACUGCAAAAACAACUUAUGGUAUUGAAACAGCUACUGUUGCCACCACAACUCUUGCUACUGCUACUACAAUUCCUACCACUGCAACUAAAACUCCUGCUAUUGGACCUGCAACUAAUUCUACUAAAAGUACGACCCCAUCUACUGCGACUCCAGCUGUUGCCACUGCAACUACAACGCCUUCUACGGGAACUGCAGCUGCUGACACUGCAACUUCAACUCCUGUCAAGGGAACUUCAGAUGGUAUUACCCCUACUACGAGACCUUCACCUGCUGCUACUGUUACUACAACGCCUGCUACGGGAACUGCAGCUGCUGUCACUGUAAGUACUACCCCUGUGAAGGGAACUGCAGCUGCUGUCACUGUAAGUACUACCCCUGUGAAGGGAACUGCAGCUGUUGCCACUGCAACUACUACCCCUGCUAGGGGAACUGCAGCUGAUACCACUGAAACUAGAACUCCUGCUACGGGAACUGCAGCUGUUGCCACUUCAACUACUACCCCUGCUAAGGGAACUGCAUCUGUUGCCACUACAAAUUCAACCCGAGCUACCGGAGCUGCAGCUUUUUCCACUGCGGCAACAACUUCUGCUCCCAGAUCUGCAGCUGAUAUUAAUACAACUUCCGUUACUACAACUAUAAUUCGCACAACGGUUACUGAAACUGUUGCCAAUGAGACUACCCCUUUUGCUGCUGAAACUGAAACACCUGCUACUG